AUGUCCGAGAGCCGAGCGCCGACUGUAAGUGAUUUGGUUGGGCAGAUCGACGUGCGCCCCGUGAUCCUUCCGCCAGCCCACGAGAAGCAGGAUCAAUAUGCCCCCACAUACCACAACAUCGACGUUCUUUGGAAGCCUUCGUUCGGCGGCCGAAAGAAUUCUCGCACCCUCAGCACCGAUAGCGACGGUGACGAGAUGCGACGAAUCUCGAUCUCCGACCUGGGUGCUUCAGGCCCUACUUCCCCCACUGCCCAAAUGAGCGCCGAGUACACCGACUUUGCCAUGGACAAGGGGAUGGCCGUCGGAGCCGAACCGCCACGCACACGCCGCAUGUCGCUGAGCGAGAUGAUCUUCGGGUCGCCCGGCCAGCGCCGCUUCACCUGGGGUGAGAAGACCGAGGUCGUCGAGGAGCGCAAGGGCUCCGUCACCGAGGAUUCACGCUUCAAGGAAAUUUUGCGGCUCCAGCGCCAGGUCAACGACGAGGGCGGCCUCUCCCACCUGAAAGCCUCCGACUACAGGAUGAAGGAC
Mesorhabditis spiculigera is the source of this 528-nucleotide messenger RNA. The record is from the annotation of a GenBank genome assembly. NCBI's taxonomy places the organism in Eukaryota, Metazoa, Nematoda, Chromadorea, Rhabditida, Rhabditidae.